AUGACUACUCCCGAGAUCUCGAUCCCUCAGAAACAAAAGGCCGUUGUCUUUGAUCAACCAGGCACUAUAUCAACCAAGGUCGUUGAGAUCGAUGUACCGGAGCCCGGAGAUGGCGAGGUCCUCAUCAAUCUAACCCAUUCCGGCGUCUGCCACUCAGACCUUGGAAUAAUGACAAACACUUGGAGCACGCUGCCCUACCCAACCCAGCCCGGACAGGUAGGCGGCCACGAAGGCGUAGGUAAAAUCGUCAAACUAGGCCCAGGCACCACAGCCAGCGGCCUAAAAAUCGGAGACCGAGUCGGCAUCAAAUGGGUCUCCAGCGCAUGCGGAAACUGCCCUCCAACUAACCUCGCACCCACCCCAGUCCCCUGCCAAGCAGGCUCCGACGGCCUCUGCUUCAACCAAAAAGUAUCCGGCUACUACACGCCCGGCACAUUCCAACAAUACGCGCUCGGCCCCGCAAACUACGUAACCCCAAUCCCAGACUCUCUCUCCUCCGCCGAAGCAGCCCCCAUGCUCUGCGCCGGCGUAACAGUCUACUCGGCCCUAAAACGCAGCAACGCCCGGCCCGGCCAAUGGGUCGUGAUCUCCGGCGCCGGCGGCGGCCUCGGCCACCUGGCCGUGCAGCUCGCCAGUCGCGGAAUGGGCCUGCGCGUUAUCGGCAUCGACCACGGCAGCAAGGAGGAGCUCGUGAAGGCGUCGGGCGCGGAGCACUUUGUUGAUAUUACGCAGUUCCCUCGCGAUGAUAAGGGCGAGGCGCUGAAGAAGCAUGUUAAGGGGUUGGCGGAUGGGUUGGGCGCGCAUGCGGUGCUGGUUUGCACGGCGGCGAAUGCGGCGUAUGCGCAGGCGCUGCCGUUGUUGAGGUUUAAUGGCACUGUGGUUUGUGUGGGGAUUCCCGAGAAUGAGCCGCAGGCUAUUGCGAAUGCUUUUCCGGGGAUUUUUGUUAAUUCGCUUGCGACUGUUACGGGGUCGGCGGUCGGGAAUCGGGUGGAGGCUGUUGAGACUUUGGCGUUUGCGGCGAGGGGGGUGUUGAAGGUUCAUUAUCGGGUUGAGAAGAUGGAGGCGUUGACGGAGGUUUUUAAGGAUAUGAAGGAGGGGAAGGUGCAGGGUCGGGUUGUGUUGGAUUUGUCUUGA
This is a messenger RNA of Penicillium verhagenii, 1134 nucleotides long. Its product is annotated as zinc-dependent alcohol dehydrogenase. Lineage: Eukaryota; Fungi; Ascomycota; Eurotiomycetes; Eurotiales; Aspergillaceae. The transcript has 4 exons. Gene Ontology annotation, molecular function: oxidoreductase activity. Bases 1 to 1134 code for a protein of 377 amino acids. The record is from RefSeq and is a predicted model, not a curated record.